AUGAAGAACUGUGUUGAAUAUUCACUGCUUUUUGUCAUUUCCAUCAUGCAAGCUUCCCUACAGCAAAGGAUCAUUGGAGGCCAAGAAGUUGAGCCCUACUCCAUAAAAUACCAGGCAUCAAUACAGUACAAUAACCAGCACUACUGUGGAGGAACUCUUAUUCACCCACAGUGGGUGGUGUCUGCUGCACACUGCUGGAAGCCAAACUAUUUGAUCAAAGUAGUGCUGAGUGAGCAUGAUCUCUUCAAGAAAGAGGGAGUAGAGCAGGUGUUUAAUGUCUCCAAAACCCUGGUCUACUACCUGUAUAACUACAGGACAUUUGAUAACGACAUCAUGCUCCUGAAGCUUGAGAAACCAGCUGACCUGAAUGCUAACGUGCAGCCAGUUCAGCUGCCGAGCGCAGACACGCCACCACUCUAUGGGGGCAUGAUGUGUGCAGUGAGCGGUUGGGGGGUCACGCAGGUCUACAGCUAUUCCCUGUCCUCUGUGCUACGUGCUGUGGAUGUACAGAUCAUCCCCAACUGCCAGUAUUACUAUUACUACAGAAUAACAGACAACAUGGUGUGUGCCGGCUCUCCACUGGGAGGAAAAGACUCAUGCCAGGGUGACUCUGGUGGCCCCCUUGUAUGUAACGGCUACUUCGAAGGUAUUGUCUCCUGGGGCAUUGGUUGUGCCAAUCCAUAUUUCCCUGGUGUCUACACCAAAGUUCGUAACUACAUCCGCUGGAUCAACUGGAUCAUUGACACCAACAGUGACUAGACUAUUUUUGUUCUUUUUGCAAGUUCUUAUAGGAAGAAAUGACAUAUCAAAUGUUCAAUGAAUAUAGUAUAUUGCCUGUCAGAAGUUUUGGGACAGACCAGCUUCCUUGGCACUAAUAAAUCAGUUUGGGGUCAGUGAAAAUCAGACUUUACUAGGUAA
Ictalurus furcatus (blue catfish) is the source of this 918-nucleotide messenger RNA. RefSeq names its product trypsin. The record is from RefSeq and is a predicted model, not a curated record. Gene Ontology annotation, biological process: proteolysis. The transcript has 5 exons. Gene Ontology annotation, molecular function: serine-type endopeptidase activity. NCBI's taxonomy places the organism in Eukaryota, Metazoa, Chordata, Actinopteri, Siluriformes, Ictaluridae. Bases 1 to 759 code for a protein of 252 amino acids.